AUGUCCACAUCUCCAGUGUGGACCUCGAUUCCCUUGUAUUAUCAAGCACGACAACCUUGUCACUCGCAGUCGGAUAUGAUUCGCAUCCCCUCCUUUUCUCUUGCUCCUAGUAUUUUUCAAUGCUACCUACUCGUUUGCCAUCUUCCACAUCUGUAUCUCCAAAUGACGCCAACCAAGAUAAAGAACCUCAAGAACCAGAUCUGCGGUGAGUUUUCUGAGAUAUUCAAGCUAUGCCAGGAGGUGUUGGAAGAGGCCCAAAAGUCUUCGUUGAUCAAAGCGACUCUGGAAACUCUGUUGCGUUUCCUCAACUGGAUCCCUCUCGGCUACAUUUUCGAGACAACAAUAAUCGAUUUGUUGCUGAAUCGCUUUCUGGAAGCCCCAGAUUUUCGCAAUGUCACACUCCAAUGUCUAGCAGUUAUCGCGGCCCUCAAAGUUGGCGUCGAAUACGACCCAAAAUUUGUCAUUCUAUUCCAAAUGGUCAUGACCUCGAUCAAUCGUAUGAUCCUACCUUCAACCAACAUUUCGGACGCGUACAACGCGUACAACGCUGCGGGUGAUGCGGGCCAGGAACUCGUUCUCAACCUCUCUUUGUUUUUGUCCAACUUCCUUUCCAACCACCUUCGCGUCGUAGAGGGAGAAGCCACCCGCGAUGUCCUUCUCAAUGCCCACUUGUACAUGGUCAAGGUUUCUCAGGUGGAUGAACGAGAAAUUUCCGAGAUCUGUCUGGAAUACUGA
Messenger RNA from Mycena indigotica, 735 nucleotides. RefSeq names its product Importin N-terminal domain-containing protein. Gene Ontology annotation, cellular component: nucleus; cytoplasm. Gene Ontology annotation, molecular function: nuclear export signal receptor activity. Lineage: Eukaryota; Fungi; Basidiomycota; Agaricomycetes; Agaricales; Mycenaceae. Bases 1 to 735 code for a protein of 244 amino acids. The transcript has 2 exons. The record is from RefSeq and is a predicted model, not a curated record. Gene Ontology annotation, biological process: ribosomal small subunit export from nucleus; protein export from nucleus; ribosomal large subunit export from nucleus.